Messenger RNA from Saccoglossus kowalevskii, 406 nucleotides. Its product is annotated as integrator complex subunit 4-like. Gene Ontology annotation, cellular component: integrator complex. Gene Ontology annotation, biological process: snRNA processing. NCBI's taxonomy places the organism in Eukaryota, Metazoa, Hemichordata, Enteropneusta, Harrimaniidae. The record is from RefSeq and is a predicted model, not a curated record.
GUUCAGUUACCCGAUGGUACAACACAACUGAUUACUCCCAGGACCUGUGAUUUUAAAAAAUUAAGUCCAUUAAAGUACAGAUUGUUGACCCAGGUGUACGUCUCACAUGGUGUCUGGUCAGAACCCUGCAGUAUAAACUUUUGUGUUGUGAUGAGUCACAGAGAUGACACUCAACCUCAAGCAGUUCUUGAUCCAGGUCAAAGUUCAGCAACAGAAGAAAAGGGAAUAAUUGAACUUUGUAAACCUGUGAAAGUGUAUCUACUUCCUAAACCAGCAAAACGAUGAUGCAAUGCACCUACUUUUAUCUCUGUAACAUUCAUAUAUUCGUGAUAUUUCCGGAUUACAAGUGGGACUCAUAAAUUUUGUAUGUGAAAUGAUGAGUUGAAUAAAGUGACUGUAGAUAUCA